This is a messenger RNA of Podarcis raffonei (Aeolian wall lizard), 2640 nucleotides long. RefSeq names its product vomeronasal type-2 receptor 26-like. Lineage: Eukaryota; Metazoa; Chordata; Lepidosauria; Squamata; Lacertidae. Gene Ontology annotation, molecular function: G protein-coupled receptor activity. Gene Ontology annotation, biological process: G protein-coupled receptor signaling pathway. The transcript is spliced from 7 exons. Gene Ontology annotation, cellular component: membrane. The record is from RefSeq and is a predicted model, not a curated record. Bases 1 to 2640 code for a protein of 879 amino acids.
AUGGCAGAUACAUUUUUGCUGCUUAUCCUAUUCUUCUUGUGGCUACAACUUUCUCCAACUGAUUGCAAGAAACAUUCUGUUGUAUGCACCAUAAAUGAUCCGUUCCAGUUUCCAUACCAGUAUUAUCAGAGAGGAGAACUAAUCAUUGGAGUGAUUGCUUCUCAAUUUGGUUGUGUAAAUGAUGAAAUAUAUUUCUGGGACCACCCUAAAACAGAGUUUGUAGAUGAAUUUAUUGCAAUACCAAAGAACUACCAGCAUGUUCUCUCCUUGGUAUUUUCUGUGAAGCAGAUAAAUGAGAACCCCAAGAUCCUACCAAAUGUCAGUCUGGGAUUCCACAUCUAUGAAAGCUACACAGAUGCAAGGAUGACUUUUCAGAACACCAUGAAACUUUUGACAACAGCAGAAAGAAUUGUCCCAAACUUCAAAUGUAACAAAAAUGAGAAUAUGAUAACUGUUAUUGCAGGACUAGACUCUGAAAUCUCCCUUCACAUGGCUAGUAUCUUAGGUCUAUACAAGAUUCCACAGGUUGCUUACAGUAUAUUAGCUCCUGUUUUGAGUAAUGAAUCUCAACUCCCAUCCUUCUACCGGAUUGUCCCCAAUGAAGCCCAUCAAUACAUUGGUCUUGUCCAUCUUCUUCUACAUUUCCAGUGGACAUGGGUGGGGAUUGUUGCAUCAGAUAAUGACAAUGGUGAAAAGUUCAUGCUGACUUUAACACCAAUGCUUUUCCAGCAUGGAAUCUGUACUGCCUUCAAUGAAAAAACUCCAGCCAUAUCUCAAGUUAUAGACAAUUUUAGUUCAUUAGUACUCAUCCAGGCCAAAUCCUUUUUCUGGACCGUCUCAAAAGUUAAAGUAUUGGUUGUAUGUGCAGAACCUCAGACCAUGACAACACUGAUAUGGAUGGCAUUUUUAUAUUCAUUCUUAGAUGGUACUAAAGAGUUUUCUAUACAUAAAGUAUGGAUCAUGACAGCCCAGUGGAAUUUCUCAUUGGAAACAAUGCAAAGAGAUUUUGAUAUACAAGCCUUCAAUGGUGCCUUAUCUUUUGCAGUUCACUCAAACAAAGUGCCAGGCUUUACACAAUUCUUGCAGGUCCUUCAUCCUAGCUAUCCCAAAGGAGAUGGUUUUCUCAGGAUCUUCUGGCAAAAGGCAUUCAACUGCCUAUUUUCUGAUUCCAAUGAGCAGAAGCAAAGGAUGGCUGCUUGCACUGGUCAAGAGAAGCUGGACAGUCUCCCUGAUGCUCUUUUUGAAAUGAGCAUGACUGGCCAAAGUUACAGCCUUUAUAAUGCAGUCUAUGCCAUAGCACAUUCUUUACAUAAAAUUUACUUAUCUAGGCAUAAAGCUGAGUCAGAGCAAAUAGAAAACAAAUUUGGAAUGUUUAUUAAAUCAAAGUGCAGAAAUUACCUGAAGAGAAUCUCAUUUAACAAUACUGCUGGUGAUACUGUGUCCUUUGAUAAAAAUGGUGAAUUAGCAGCUGGAUUUGAUAUAAUAAACUGGGUUACCUUCCCAAACCAAUCCUUUCUCAAAGUGAAAGUAGGAAGGGUGGAUCCACAGGCAUCUCUUGGAGAAGUGUUCACCGUGAAGGAGGAAGCCAUCACAUGGCACAGCACCUUUAAUCAGGUGAAGCCCCUUGCUCUGUGCAACAACCAUUGCUAUCCAGGCUACAGCAGAAAAAAGAAGGAGGGAUUGCCAUUUUGUUGCUAUGAUUGCACUCCAUGUCCAGAUGGGAUGAUUUCAAACCAAAAGGACACUGAUGAAUGUUUCAGGUGCCCAGAAGAUCAAUUUCCAAACAAGAACCAAGAUCAAUGUAUUUCAAAGUUUCUAAAUUUCCUCACUUUCUCAGAACCAUUGGGGAUCACUUUUGUUUUCUUGGCCCUCUCUUUCUCUCUGAUCACGGCUUUGGUGCUAGGAAUUUUCAUCAAGCACAGGGACACUCCCAUUGUCAAAGCCAACAAUUGUGACCUCACCUAUGUUCUGCUCAUCUCCCUAUUUCUUUGCUUCCUCUGCUCCUUGCUAUUCCUGGGAAAACCUCAUGCAGUGACAUGUUCUUUACGACAAACUGCUUUUGGCAUAAUUUACUCAGUGGCUGUUUCAUGCAUAUUAUCAAAAACCAUAACUGUGGUCCUGGCUUUCAUGGCUACUAAACCAGGAUCCAGUAUGAGGAAAUGGGUGGGGAAAAGGCUGGCCAACUGUAUUCUACUUAGUUGCUUCCUUAUUCAAACUGGCAUCUGUGUUCUAUGGCUCUGUACUGCUCCUCCAUUCCCAGAUUUCAACAUGAAAUCUGUGGUGAAAGAAAUCAUAGUAGAAUGCAAUGAAGGAUCAGUCACAAUGUUUUAUUGUGUUCUGGGUUACCUGUGGCUCCUGGCCAUAGUUAGCUUCAUUGUGGCUUUUCAGGCCAGGAAGCUGCCAGACAGUUUCAAUGAAGCCAAGUUUAUCACAUUCAGCAUGCUGGUCUUUUGCAGUAUUUGGUUGUCCUUUGUGCCUUCUUACCUGAGCACCAAGGGGAAAUACAUGGUGGCUGUGGAGAUCUUCUCCAUCUUGGCCUCUGGUGCUGGGUUACUUGGCUGUAUCUUUUCUCCAAAAUGCUACAUCAUUAUCCUUAGGCCAGAGUUAAACAGCAAGGACCUCUUAACUAGGAGACAUUAG